Molecule: messenger RNA, 3737 nt
Organism: Trichechus manatus latirostris (Florida manatee)
Lineage: Eukaryota; Metazoa; Chordata; Mammalia; Sirenia; Trichechidae
Product: tensin-3
Exons: 20
Coding region: 137-3316 (1059 amino acids)
Biological process (GO): dephosphorylation
Cellular component (GO): focal adhesion
Source: RefSeq, a predicted model, not a curated record
CAGGGGUAAGUUGAAGGUGGCCAAAAUGUGCUUUCAUUUUGGAAUGGCAUGUAGGAUUCAGUCUCAUGCCAAUUCCAGUCCAUUGGUAGUGACUCAGUGGAGUUCCUAGACCUAAUAACACACUUCAAAAGGCAGGAUGCAAAAACUGGUAGAACCACAAGGAAAAAUAGACAAAUGCAUAAAUAUAAUCAGAUAUUUCAUUACCCCAUUCCCAAUAGUUAACAGAACAAGUCGUCAGAAAUUAAGCAAGGCUAUAGAAGAUUUGAACAACAUUAUCAAACAACUUGACCCAAUUGACAUUUGCAGAACAUUUGACCCAAUUGGAGCAGCAUUCACAUUCUUUUCAAGUGCACAUGGAACAGUUACCGAGCCAGAAGAACUAGCUACAAGUCCACACAGUUUUAAGAAAAAGGCCUUUAAGAAGUCCAAAGUCUGUGGAGUCUGCAAGCAAAUUAUUGACGGCCAAGGUAUCUCAUGCCGAGUCUGCAAGUAUUCCUGCCACAAGAAAUGUAAAGCCAAGGUGGCGGUCCCCUGCUGUGUGCCAGUCCCCUGGGAACAGGCUUCUGGGAGCUCCUCGCCCACAGCGCCGCUCUGCCAGCAUAGAAACUCCAGGCUGACCGCCCCAAACCCCACAAUGGAGGACAGCCAGGAGCUGGACCUGACGUACAUCACGGAGCGCAUCAUCGCUGUCUCCUUCCCUGCCAGCAGCUCUGAGGAGUCCUAUCUCCACAACCUGCAGGAGGUCACGCGCAUGCUCAAGUCCAAGCAUGGUGACAAUUAUCUGGUAUUAAACCUUUCUGAAAAGAGAUAUGACCUUACAAAGCUUAAUCCAAAGACGAUGGAUGUGGGCUGGCCGGACCUGCAUGCCCCGCCCCUCGAUAAGAUGUGCACCAUAUGCAAAGCCCAGGAGUCCUGGCUCAACAGUGACCCCCAGCACGUGGUGGUCAUCCACUGCCGGGGCGGGAAAGGACGCAUCGGAAUGAUCAUCUCCUCCUACACGCACUUCACCAACGUCUCAGCCAGUGCCGACCAAGCCCUUGACAGAUUCGCAAUGAAGAAAUUUUACGAUGAUAAAGUUUCAGCUUUAAUGCAGCCAUCCCAAAAACGGUACGUGCAGUUCCUCAGUGGCCUCCUGUCUGGGUCAGUGAAAAUGAACGCCUCUCCGCUGUUCCUGCAUUUUGUCAUCCUGCACGGCAUCCCCAACUUCGACACAGGUGGAGUGUGCCGGCCCUUUCUGAAGCUCUACCAGGCCAUGCAGCCUGUGUACACGUCGGGGAUCUACACCGUCAGCCCCGAAAACCAGAGCAGGGUCUGCAUCGCCAUCGAGCCAGCGCAGCUCCUGAAGGGGGACAUCAUGGUCAAGUGUUACCACAAGAAGUACCGCUCUGCCACCCGCGACAUCAUCUUCCGCCUGCAGUUUCACACCGGCGCUGUCCAGGGCUAUGGGCUCGUGUUCGGAAAGGAGGAUCUGGAUAACGCCAGCAAGGAUGACCGUUUUCCUGACUAUGGGAAAAUCGAAUUAGUCUUCUCAGCCACUCCCGAGAAGAUCCAAGGGUCUGAGCAUCUGCACAAUGACCACGGAGUGAUUGUCGACUACAACACAGCAGACCCCCUGAUUCGCUGGGAUUCCUAUGAGAACCUGGGUGCAGACGGAGAAGUGCUGCACACACAGGGCCCCGUCGACGGCAGUCUCUAUGCUAAGGUGAGGAAGAAGAGUACCUCAGAUCCCAGCAUCCCGGGUGGCCCCCAGGCUGUCCUGGCCACCCACAGCCCAGACCACAGUGACCACACCCUGUCUGUCAGCAGCGACUCAGGCCACUCCACCGCCUCAGUCAGGACUGACAAGACUGAAGAGCGCCUGGCUCCCGGCGCCAAGAGGGGCCUGAGCCCCCAGGAGAAGGCCGAGCUAGACCAGCUUCUCAGUGGCUUUGGUCUAGAAGAGUCUGAGAACUCAUUCAAGGAUAUGACUGAUGCUCAGAGCAAGUAUAGUGGGACCCGCCAUGUUGUGCCAGCCCAGGUCCACGUUAAUGGGGACGCCAAGCUGCGAGACCGGGAAACAGACAUCUUGGAUGACGAGAUGCCCAACCACGACCUGCACAGUGUGGACAGCCUAGGGACGUUGUCCUCUUCAGAGGGGCAGCCCUUGGCCCACCAUGGCGCCUUCACCUGCCACAAGAGCAGCCAGAACUCCCUCUUGUCUGAUGGCUUUGGCAGCAACACUGGUGAAGACCCACCAGGCAGCCUUGGCCCAGACCUGGGCAUGAGCGUGGAGCUGCUUUACGAGAGGUCCUUUGGAAACCGGGAGCCCAGACAGCCCCCGGCCCUGCUGAAGAAGCCGUCUGUGUCGGCACAGACGCAGACCUACGGGCAGAGCGGCUACUCCACACAGACCUGGGUGCGCCAGCAGCAGAUGGUGGCUGCACACCAGUACAGCUUCUCACCCGAUGGAGAGGCCAGGCUCGUCAGCCGCGGCACAGCCGAGAAUGCUGGCCUCAUCCCGGCCCAGCCCAGAGUGCCAGUCAACCCCACCCGCGGGGCUAGCAGCAGAGUGGUCGUCCAGAGAGGUGUAGGCAGUGGGCCGAAUCCCCCAGAAACACAGCUGCCCCCUCCUAGCAAAGCAUUCAAACCUGUAUUUGCAAAUGAAAAUGCCAUGAACGGGGUUGACCUGGAGCUGAACCCAGUCCUCUCACCAGGCUCCCCGACCCUGGACAUCGACCAGUCCAUUGAGCAACUCAACAGGCUCAUCUUGGAGCUGGACCCCACCUUCGAGCCCCUCCCAACCCACAUGAACACGCUGGGCAGUCAGACCAACGGUGCUGCAACCCCAGACGGAGUGGGCAGCCGGCUUCGGGCCAGCGGCAGGCUGCAGGACCCAGGAGAGGGCCCCAGCAGGAUGCCCGGGAGGCAAGGCCCCAUAGGGGAUGACCCCCUGGGUGGAAGACUGCGGAAGCUGAGCCUUGGGCAGUACGAUAACGAUGCUGGCGGGCAGCCAUCGUUCUCCAAAUGCAACUGGGGAAAGACCACCACUGUGGACCAAGAUCCAAGUAUGGCGUCAUUCCUCAAUUCAGCGGACACCAAAGAGACAGUGAUCACCAGUUACCCUUCAGACAUUGAUGUGAUCAAUGGCAGGAUCUUCUCUCCAACCAAAAAUGGCAGCGAGUCAGCCCCUUCAACACCAGCAUUUCCUGUGUCACCAGAAACACCGUAUGUGAAGACCCCUCCCCAUUAUCCUCCAUUCAACCCCUUGGAGCCGAAGAUGAGUAGCCCAGUCAGUCUGUACAAAGGAGCACAUGGUAAGAAAUUCACCCACUUCUGAUGUGUUGUAAGAAAGGUCAGCUUUCUUGGCUCUGGUUACUUCUCUGCAUAGCCACCAUCUUUAUGUGUCCUCUUAAGCAGAAAUAUUUCGACUUGCAUCAGACCUCUAAGCCUUGGUGAGGAUGGGUCUUGCAGACGGAGGUAUAGGAAUGCAUUUAUGAAACCCACUGGGGGUUUAGCAGCACACCAUUGACUCUCAGCCUGCAAUCCUGGAAGAGAACUAUUUCUGUUAGAUACUUUCCAUAUGCCUAUGGAGACAUGUGUUAACGGGAAGGGUUGAUAGUACCUGUUGAUGCUUAGCAUUAGUGCUUCUAACUCCUCAUGGCAUUAUGGCCAGUCUGGAGUUGAAAGGAAGAAACUAGAACACCCCACCCUCCCCUAUCCAGAGAGAGCAGGUCCCAGCAGCGGUGUGCUGCGUGAAC